Messenger RNA from Daphnia pulex (common water flea), 4578 nucleotides. Its product is annotated as homeotic protein spalt-major-like. Gene Ontology annotation, biological process: proteasome-mediated ubiquitin-dependent protein catabolic process; regulation of DNA-templated transcription; regulation of proteolysis. The record is from RefSeq and is a predicted model, not a curated record. NCBI's taxonomy places the organism in Eukaryota, Metazoa, Arthropoda, Branchiopoda, Diplostraca, Daphniidae. The transcript has 6 exons. Gene Ontology annotation, molecular function: ubiquitin protein ligase binding. Gene Ontology annotation, cellular component: nucleus; cytoplasm. Bases 2847 to 4100 code for a protein of 417 amino acids.
AAUUGCAUAAUUCUCUUGACAGCUGAGUCUGGCUGAGUCGUGACUUGAGAGUAGCGGAGAUCUUAAAUCUACAAAUUUCAAUUUUAGAAAGUGAAUCCAUUCUAUUUUUAUUUCGAUUGUUCUUUUCAGAGUUCAACGCCUUAUUUCUGUCGUUAUUUAACAUUUUGCAAUUAAAAUGGAGGGAGAAUGUCACGAAUCUGGAAGGGUUCUGAUGUACCAGUGGAAAUUUAAAGAUUUGACUGAACGGUGCUCAAUCAUGACCGAAAUGGCUGAGUUUCUGGGAUUGAAAGCUUUUCGAUUUGCCCUGAAAAAAGUUGGUGGUCAAGACACAAAGACAAGGUUGUAUUUCAUUUGUACCAAUUUGCACAAGAUUGGCUAUAAAGUGGCGAAAGUAUCUGUCAAGAUCAAAGGAAAACCUGACCUAGAUGCACACAUGAACCUUUGUGAGAAUGAGCUGGAUCACCUUCAGUUAUUCGUAAAAGAAAUAAUUGAUUGUGAAUGGCAGAAGCAAGAGACAUUCACGUUCGGCGUCCACGUUAUCGAAACAUUGGAAAACUAUCGUUACCAAUUGUCAGAUAUUCUAUUUACAGAUCAGUUGUGGUUGACUGCCAAGAACAAACUCUGGACUGACAUUGAAUUUUCAGUCCAAAACCACAUUUUUUCGGCACAUCGGGCCAUUCUGGCAGCUCGAAGUCCAACAUUGUUUGGUUCAAUUGAAUCGCUGAUUGUUGGCAGUCAAAUCAAGAUCGAUCACACAGAACCCCUUGUUUUUGAAAUGUUUCUUCGAUUUCUCUAUACUGGCGUCUUUCAGGUCAACAACCACCGAAGUGUUAACGAAGAACUCCUUAAAUUGGCAGAACGUUACAAGUUGAGCACGUUGAAAUCCCUUUGCCAGUUGGCAGUUCAAGAUAUCGAUGCUAAUCAACUCACAUCAUUCGCCAUGGCCAUGAAACCAGACUUUGAAAUUUGCCCCAAGAAACCUCAGCUCAAAGAGAAGACCAAAGCUCAAUUGUUUUUCCAAAAGUACUAUACAGUCAUCGAAUGCGUUUGGCGGGUGGAAGAAUUGCCGCAAGACGAUAAGCUGUUCACUUCAGAUCAAUUGAAUUUCCGCAACGAUGGAGCGUUCCGGGCGGGACUGGCCGAUCAUCCAUCCACCAAGCACUCAACUCUCUUAUCCCCACAGCAUUUCCUUUACCUGGCCUGUUCUCACCUGGAGAAAACAGGCACAUCCAUAUCCCAUGUUGAGAGUUACAUUGACGGCGCCGAAUAUUGCCGGAUGGAGCGACGAGGUGAAAAAGCCUUAUACAUCUUUGGCCGGGAACUCUACGAUCUCGUAGCACCAAGUUCUUUCAAAUUCGACAUCCUCAUCAGAGAAAAUCUCGAAAAUUUUCGAUACCAACUGAUGGACAGUCUCCGCUCUGUUGACUACUGGAACAUGUUCCUUUUGGCCAUCCUGACCGACGCCGAGCUUCAAGUUGGGAAAAAAAUUUUCAAAGUACAUCGAGUCAUUAUCUCUUCAAGGAGUCCGGUAUUCACGGAGCUGUUCAAUACCUCAACGGUCGAAUCUGUCACGGGAAAAGUUCGAAUCGAUGAUGGCGUAAAUCCUGACGCCUUCAAAGAAUUUCUCUUCUUCUUGUACACGGGAGAGCUCAAAGUAUCAGCCAACUCCCAGUCCCUAUUGAAAUUGGCGGAAAAAUAUCAAGUUAAAUCUUUGAUUGAAAUCUGUCGUGCGGCCAUUCAAGAAAUCGACGUCGACGAAAUCUCUACUUCUUUGAUCUGGCUGUGAGUCCAAGCUUUCAUAAUUUUUAAAAUUUUAAAUAGCCUUGUGUGUAUUCUAUAUAAUGGACAUAUUCCUUGUUAAAUGAUGAGCAAGUCAAACGUGCUGUAUAUUUAUUUUAAAAGAUGCGCGCCAAAUAAAUAUUUUAUGCAGUAAAAUAUUUUUCCGCUAGAUGUCCCUCAUUAAAAAAAAACAACAAACAUUUGAUUCUCAUCCCGUAGCAGACGGCGCUGAAGCUUAGGAUAAUAACAGUCAGAUGCUGUGGCGGAGGCUGGAUGAUGGAAGUUGGGUGUGCUGUUGGGUGCGACCACCCAUAUGUGUGAGAAACGGGCAGCAUGUGAGGCUGUUCUCAGUCUAAAUAUAAUGCCAUCCAUCUCUCCCCGAAAGGAAGACCUGAGCCGCCGCUUUUCCAUCACACACACACACAAGAGUCGAUUGAUGUGGAGGAUAUUAUCCGCUCGGCUUCACUCGGUUAUUGCAUCUGCCUCCGCACACACACACACACACACCGUAUAUAAGCUUAUUGCCUCCUAUCCUCUUGCGGUACGGCAUCACACAGCAACUGGGCCAUUUUCUAUCUUUUUUCCAUCCGCAGGAAGGAAGGAAGAAGACUGAUUUGCUCGCUCGACCGUGCAGGUGCGUUUUCUCUGCUGCUGUGCAAGGAAAAGCUUUUUCUCAAUCCUCAACCAUCAGCCUCUUUGUGGAGAAAUGUGUCAACCUGCACAAGCCGUCCGCGUUUGAAGCCAAGAUGAUGGCGGUAUGCUGUCGGCAGGAGGAGGAGUGCAUCUAAACGCGUCCAAUGGUGUUAUAGAGGGGAGCGGGAGCAGCCGCUUUGUCGACGCUCCGCCCUUUCGUGUGCGCCACGCUCAGACACUGGCACAUGUUAGAUCACACACACACAACCACUUUGUCCGAUCCCUCAUCACUUUUGUGCCGUGGCAGCUCGCCGCUGUGUCUCAGUCGUCGCCCAGCUGUCUGCCAGGAUCGCAUCGACUUGUCGCUCUGCUUAAUACCCAAAUAAUCAGUUAAUUUAUUACAAUAAUAAGUGCUGGAACGCAUUCAAAACAGAAUGACCAUGGACACGACGAUGGAGAGCGGCCGUGAAUCCAACAGCAUCCCGAAGAAUCAGACGACGCCUAAACGCAGUUUCGACGUGGCAUUUUUGACGGGCGUCAGUGAAAGUCAUCGCUACCACAACAACAAUCAAGUCAGUUCGGACGAAGACGAUCAGGAAGAAGAUUUGAGAUGUGCCGCCAAGAAAUCCAUCGAAGAUAAACCAACGAUCCACAGCAAAUUGCAGCAGCAGCAGCAAACGUCGGUCGUGAGCGGAUCGCCGAAAAGCGCGUUCAAAAAAGUGAGCAAAAUCAACCACAACAACAACAACAACACGGCGGAAACGAGCGCAAGUAGCAGCAGUGCUGGCGGAAUGGGUAACAAUCUCCCGGUGGAUUUGAGCAUGAUGAUGUCGGCUGCUGCAGCGGCAGCCUCCUCCGCACCUCCCUAUUACCACCCGUUCUCAUUCCCGGCCAUUGCAACCACUUUGUCGUUGCAAUUACUGCAACAAAACAAUGCGGCCAAAGGAUUGGCCAUGUCCUUGUUCAGUCAUCCAGCUGCGGCGGCGGCUGCAGCCGCAAUGGCCGCUCAUCAGCAGUCCUUCUUCCAGCAGCAGCAGCAACAACAUCCGCCCAUGAAAUCCGGCGGUGGUGGUGGUGGCAACAAUCUUUUACAUCCGUCUAGGGCGACAGACCGGCGUCCAGAUGGAGCCAAUAAUCUCAUCGAGGAUUACCUACGAGCCCAAGCUUCGCUCUAUCAACAUCAAUCCGAGAAGGAUUUCAACCUCUUCCCGGCUAAUAACAAGACUAUGCGCCACGCUGAUUCUUCGGCAGCCACUUAUUGUCCUCCUCCGUUCCAUUCCGCGAUGGAUCAUCGGCUUUCGCGGCCUAAUUCUUCCAGCAUGGCACCUCCUCCUCCGCCACCGCCUCCGCCACCCCCAGCUGCUCCUACACCGACGACUCCGCAGUCUCAACAGCAAUCCGUUUCUUCGUCGCCAAUCCAUCAGAUUCCGGCGGCAGCUCUGGCGGCCAGUUUGGCAUCGGCGCCAUCGCAGAACGUUUGCGCAAAGUGCAACCUCAGUUUCCGCAUGACGUCCGACCUCGUCUACCACAUGAGGUCGCAGCACCGGCGUGACGCCAACACCGAUCCCGUCCGCCAAAAGCGACAGGAGAAAUUGCGAUGUCCCGUCUGCGGAGAAAAUUUCCGCGAACGGCACCACCUGACACGACACAUGACCUCGCACGAAGACCGUGAACUUGAAACCAAGUGAUUAUUUUUAUUUUAAAUUUUGGGUUUUCCUGAUUUUUCUCUGCGUUUGGUGACUACUGAUUUGUUUCGACUAUAAAUCCUUUUCUCCCUGCUAAUAUCUGUGAAAAAUUCGAUAUGUGUAUUUUCUAUUUAAGUGCUUCAUUUGUGUUUCUUCGUUUUUUUUUGUUUGAGAUUAAUUGUUGGUUUGACACACUGUAACAUAUUGGAAAAGAAAAAGUUAAUUUCUUCGAUUUUUACGUUUUUGUUUUUAUCCCUGCCAAAGACAUUCAUCAGAAUUAUCUCAGACGAACCGGGUUUGCAUGCAUUUUUUAAAAACUUAUUUAUUGGCCUCUCUAUUAUUGACAAUUGUGCACCUAAUUGAAUAACCCAAAUCACGAUUGUGUCUAAAUAUAGUCAAUUCAAACUUUAUCCUUAAUAACUUGUUGUUGGUGUGUAUUCAUUCCGUGAAAUUGGUAAUAUACAUACUACAUCUAAAAUAA